Molecule: messenger RNA, 207 nt
Organism: Iphiclides podalirius (scarce swallowtail)
Lineage: Eukaryota; Metazoa; Arthropoda; Insecta; Lepidoptera; Papilionidae
Source: the annotation of a GenBank genome assembly
AUGGACAGCACCGCUCAACGAGAAGCCGCUCACCUGCCCGAGACCGCUCACCUGGCCGAGAAGCCGCUCACCUGGCCGAGAAGCCGCUCACCUGGCCGAGAAGCCGCUCACCUGGCCGAGAAGCCGCUAACAUGGCCGAGAAGCCGCUCACCUGGCCGAGAAGCCGCUCACCUGGCCGAGAAGCCGCUCACCUGGCCGAGAAGCCGC